Molecule: messenger RNA, 714 nt
Organism: Dendrobium catenatum
Lineage: Eukaryota; Viridiplantae; Streptophyta; Magnoliopsida; Asparagales; Orchidaceae
Product: peptidyl-prolyl cis-trans isomerase Pin1
Exons: 2
Coding region: 73-513 (146 amino acids)
Cellular component (GO): nucleus; cytosol
Molecular function (GO): peptidyl-prolyl cis-trans isomerase activity
Source: RefSeq, a predicted model, not a curated record
GGUGAGGGAUAGUAAAAUUUUCCGACGAGGAUUGAGAAGAAAGGCAAGCUUGCUCAUCGAAAGCGGCCAGAUAUGACGGAAGGGGGAGUGGCGGAAAAGAGGGUGGAAAAUGGAAAGAGAAAAAGGGAGAAGAAGACGGCGGCGGAGCUCUCUGCUGCUGGAAAUGAACGGAUUAGGGCUUCGCACAUACUUUUAAAGCACGAGGAAUCAAGGAGGAAGAGCUCAUGGAGGGAUCCUGAUGGACGUCUUAUCAGCAUCACUAGCAGAGUGAAGGCGGCUGAGCAGCUCAGGGAGUUGAGGGAGGAGAUCGCCGCCGGCAGGUCCCUGUUUGAGGAUGUCGCCGCUCGGCAUUCUCAUUGCAGCUCCGCCAAACGUGGCGGAGAUCUUGGUCAAUUUGGGAAAGGUCAAAUGCAGAAGCCUUUUGAACAAGCUGCCUUUGCUCUCAGAGUUGGUGAGCUCAGUGACAUUGUGGACACUGACAGUGGCGUCCAUAUCAUCUUGAGAACUGGCUAACUUAUCCAUGGACUAAUAUUUUUAUGAAUACUGUUGUCAUCAUAGCCUUUUUAGUUUUAUCCAUAAACAUAAUUGCCUGAACACUGGCGAUUGUUACUUAUACUGCUGUGGUCACCCUGUAGUUUGUAGACAUAAAAGUUGCAUAUGAGCAUUUAGAUUCAGCAACUGGUAACUUUUAUUGUUUGUUGGAAGGCUUGUUUC